AUGGGCUCAGUACGAAGUGCACAAAGGCGCCGUGGUAUGAUAUCAUGCAACCUCGAGUCUCCGUUGCCACCACGAGGGACAAGGAGUCCCAUAGCCAAAGGCGUAAGAUAUGGGAACGAGCUUUCCGUCCUCAAGGUGAGAAAUCUCAACAUCACUCAUUAUGAUUUUAUAACUAAAGGCAUCUGUCUAGCUUUGCAAGAGUAUGAGCCUCGGUUAUUGAGAUUUGCAGCACAAUUGUACCUACGCAUCUCGAAACUGGAUGGGAAAGCCGUCGACGUCUCCAAACUCUUCUACCUCUACUCAUUCGAUGUUAUGAGUGAUCUAGCUUUCGGAGAACCAUUGAACAUGCUCGAUAGUGACGAGUACCACUUUACAGUUGGGCUCCUGCAGGAUGGUAUGAACCUUCUUGGACCACUAUCGCCUGUUCCUUGGCUGGUCAGAAUCGGUUAUAGUAUUCCAGGGGUAGCACAGAACUUCAAGGAUCUGCUUGGCUGCUCGGCGCAGAAGCUUCGAGAUCGAAUGAAGGUAUAG
Messenger RNA from Letharia columbiana, 531 nucleotides. RefSeq lists its product as uncharacterized. The transcript has a single exon. NCBI's taxonomy places the organism in Eukaryota, Fungi, Ascomycota, Lecanoromycetes, Lecanorales, Parmeliaceae. Bases 1 to 531 code for a protein of 176 amino acids. Gene Ontology annotation, molecular function: heme binding; monooxygenase activity; oxidoreductase activity, acting on paired donors, with incorporation or reduction of molecular oxygen. The record is from RefSeq and is a predicted model, not a curated record.